Molecule: messenger RNA, 2588 nt
Organism: Pantherophis guttatus
Lineage: Eukaryota; Metazoa; Chordata; Lepidosauria; Squamata; Colubridae
Product: 2'-5'-oligoadenylate synthase 1A-like
Biological process (GO): regulation of ribonuclease activity; negative regulation of viral genome replication; defense response to virus
Cellular component (GO): nucleoplasm; membrane; cytosol
Molecular function (GO): double-stranded RNA binding; 2'-5'-oligoadenylate synthetase activity
Source: RefSeq, a predicted model, not a curated record
UAUAAGUUAUUUGAAAGUACAUGUCUGAGAAAACUGACUGUACUGUGCACAGUCCAGUCCACCUUAAGAGCUUGUGUGGUGACAUCAGAGAGUGGCAAUAAGAUAAAUACAGUCGGGUGGCUCAUCCCUGUAGCACAAAUGGAGUACCAGGCAGAGAGAAUGAAGCUGUAUUCCACCCCCUCUAAAAGACUUGAUGGAUAUAUUGGUACGAACCUCCAUCCCAGCAAGGAGUUUCAAGACAAUGUCUGUGAUGCCGUCAACAGAAUUUGUUCUUUCCUGAAAGAAAAGUGUGAUCUGUACAAGGAUGCCAGGGUGAUCAAGACAAUAAAGGCUGGCUCUAUAGGAAAAGGAACAACUCUGGAUACGAGUUCCGAUGUUGAUCUGGUUAUCUUCCUCAGCUGCUUCUCCAGCUUCCAGGAUCAAGUAGAGAAGCGUGAAGAAGUGAUCAACGACAUUGAAAAGAAUUUGAAGAGGUGUAUCCAGACGAUUGCUUUCAAAGUUGACAUCUUCCCACUGAAGAAGGGAACACGUUCACUCCAACUCCACUUCCAGGCAAAAAAGAAGACAGAGGUUGUAGAAGUGGACAUCCUCCCAGCAUAUGAUGCUUUAGGUCAGAUAACCUUUACAUAUAUCCCACCUCUGAAGGUCUAUAUCGAACUAAUUGAAGCCAACGGCCUGCCAGGGGAGUUCAAUACUUCGUUCACAGAGCUGCAGAGGAAUUUUGUGAAACGUUGUCCAACAAAGCUCAAGGAUCUGCUACGGCUGGUCAAGCACUGGUACAAAGAAAUCAAGAAGCAAUCCAGCACAGACUCCAAAUUUCCCCCCAAAUUUGCCCUGGAAUUGCUUACAAUUUAUGCUUGGGAAGAAGCAAACGGAGGAGAGCAAUUCAAGACAGAAGAAGGAUUUUGCACAGUGAUGAAACUAAUCACUCAGUACCAGGAUCUCUGCCUCUAUUGGACUAAAUACUACCCUCUUGAUAAUUCCAAAGUGGGGCUCCAUGUGAAAAGAAAAUUGAUGGAGUCACGUCCUGUGAUUAUCGAUCCAGCAGAUCCGACAGCAAAUGUUGCCAAAGCCAAAACGGGAGCUUGGGAUCUAUUGGCCCAGAAAGCUUUUGAUUGCCUGAGACAGCCUUGUUGCAUGAAGGAUGAGCAACCUAUCAAACCUUGGAAUGUGCAGCCAACCCGACACAUUAAGUUGACAGUGAAACAAGAUACAGGAGCACCUGCAUUUCUAUCAUGCAACCCUUUUGCACCUAUCAAGUGUAUCAAGGAGCAGUUUGGGAAAGAAGGGUAUAUCUGCGAGCUAUAUUUGGAGGAAACUGGGCAAGCAAAUACAGCCCUGCAGGAUGAUAAAAGAUUGGCAGAUUAUGGAAUAUUCUUUCCUACUACCUUGCGGCUACAUUAUAGUACAUCUCAAACGCUGAGAUGUACUGUAUCGUAAAAGACCUCAAUGUCAGAACCACAAGCUACACAGUGAACCCCAAUCUGAUCUAAAUAUUCCAUCCUCUUCAAAAUUGGCUUUGCCUUUUAAGAAUGCUUAAUGCUCUGGGCACAUACUUAUGAGCUGUUCCUAUAUACCGAGUGUUGGUUUUUCUCCUCCUUAACCUGCAAUGAAAUUAUCAUACUAUUUUUCAUAUUUUAAGUCAUAUGAUUUCCCAGUGUGGCCAGAAAUUUUUAGAUAUAGGAGACCCAAUACAUUAGAAGGCACCAGACUAUAGAAGGCUGUUUUAAGAUCUUGGCACUGUAUCCAUGACAAGAUUAACCAGAUCAAUUAGGGCAGGGGCGUCAAACUCGCAGCCCAUGGGCCAGAUGCAUCACAUGCUGGCCACACCCAUCCCUGGUUUAGCGAAGGUGGAAAAGUCUCAAUAUGUCACGUGACGACAAAGUGAGGCUGCAAGUUUGACACCCCUGAAUUAGGGAGUUAAAUGCAUCACAACAACUCUUAAGAAAAAGGGUUAAUUGAUGUAGUCAGGUAAUUCACAGGCAGUUAAAAUUACAGGUAAUCCUUGUUUAAUGACCACAGUUGAGACCAGCAAUUUGGUUGUUAAGUGAAAGGGUUCCUAAGUGACUGUGAGAGUGCUUAUGACUUACUUUAGCUUUCCAUUCCUUUCCAGCAUGUAAAGGUCUUAAAUGUGAAGAUUGGUUGCAAGGUUACUUUUUCAUCACUAUUCUAACCUUGGUCACUGUAUGAGACAGCUGUUAAACAAGGACUAUAUAUAUCUCUACAUACACCUAGAACUGCACACAGAGUUAGAAGUAACUGCCCAACCAUCUUGUGGAAAUUAUGGGCCAUGAGAUUGAGAUAAAAUCCUGGAGAAGCUGUGUAAGGAUUGGAAGAAGGCAAAAUAUUUGUCUUGGGAGAUAUGAAUGGAGUUUUAGAUUUGAGCUUAGACAAAUUGAUACAAGAAGGGAAAAGGUGGAAAGCUUCCAAAAAUGCUAUUUCAAUAUAUGGAUGAACUGGCAUGGACACUUAUAUGGAAAUUACAUAAUCCAGCAAAAAGAGAUUACAUCUUUUUCUCAGCAAUUAUAUUCAAGAAUAGAUAUGUAUUUCUAAGACCUUAAUAUCAUGCAUUAAAGAAGUAUAUAUUA